This is a messenger RNA of Chara braunii, 2610 nucleotides long. NCBI's taxonomy places the organism in Eukaryota, Viridiplantae, Streptophyta, Charophyceae, Charales, Characeae. The record is from the annotation of a GenBank genome assembly.
ACUAGUGCAGAUUGUGUACAGGGCUGUAGCUUAUGAGUGACGAGGAGGACACUGGAGAGGACGACCGGAGGAUCUUGCGAUCGGCUAGACGCCCAAUUGCCCACUUUGCAGAGGGCGACAAAUAUUUGUUCCGCCAGCUUAGGGAGAGGCAGCAGCAGCAGAGGAGGGCUAGAGCAGUAGAGGCUAGCAGGGCACUAGUGAGUGAGGCCGCCGCUUUGGAAGCCAUUGCCACUUUUGUGCAGCAGACUACUCAGGCCGGUAGUUCAGGGUCUGUCAGAUCAACGGUCACGCAGACCCAAAGUCAGUCUGCUGGCGUAAUGGCAAGCCAGCCACUAGUGUUGACGUCCGAUGAGAUCGCCAUACAACAAGCAGCAUUGCAGGAGGCACAACUACAGAAGGCGUUAGGAGAUAUAAAAGCGGAGAAAAAAAGAAUGAUUAGAAGAAGAGCCAGGAUGCAACGAAGACAAGCGGACGUUAGUGGGUUAGAGGAGAUGGACCUGACGCUCGUGACUGAUGAGAAAUUGGAUGACUUCCUUAAGCUGGUGGAGGAAAGGUGGCAUGAUCCUCAGGAGGCCCAAAGGGCUACUGACGCGAUCCUGACACUGCACACGUGGCAGUUCAAGUCAGUAAGGGAAGCCACCGACGCUGUUGAGCGUCUGAUCUGUGUCCCAGGGGUGCGCUAUGACCCCCAGGUACUACUCACCUCCUACCUGAGAUGCUUCUCCUUGCCUCUCAGGAACCUGUUGGCAGGUGAGGCCAACAUCAAUAUGCACAACUUUCCUUCGUUUAGCAAGAAGGCCCUAGACCUUGAGGCGAAGAUAGGGCAUGGACAAGCACCCACUACAGAUAGAAGGAGGAAGACACUGCCUCCUAACUGGAAGGCGAAGGGGCGCAUUAUGUUUGUCGAUAAUGAUGGUUCUACCAUCGAACUAGACGACAACUUCCAGGAAGGAGUAGGUUCAGAGGCAGGCAGCGCAAAAGUUUCAGAGGGUGUAGUCGCUGCCGUAACUCAGAAAGGCGAGCCGGUGAAAAUGCCGCCGGAGAUAGAGGGAGUAGUUGCCAAGUACCCUGAUCUAUUUGAAGAGCCGACAGGGGUUGUAGAGAGGGAGGUCGUCCACGCGAUAGAGAUUAUCCCAGGGUCUAGCAUCCCGAAGGGUAGGAUCUAUCGGAUGUCUCCAGGUGAGCUUGAUGAACUUCGCCGACAACUCAAGGAACUCGUAGAUAAGGGUUGGAUCCGGCCGAGUGUCUCUCCUUAUGGAUCUCGAGUACUAUUCGUACCUAAGAAGAAGGAGGGUACACUUAGGAUGUGCAUUGGUUAUAGGGGCCUCAAUGCCAUCACUGUGAAGAACAUAGAGCCCCUACCGCGCAUCGACGAUUUGUUAGAUAGAGUGCACGGGUGUCGGUACUUCAGUAARAUAGAUCUGAAGUCCGGGUACCAUCAGAUUGCAAUUCGGCCCGAGGAUCAACACAAAACCGCCUUUCAGACCAGGUACGGUCUGUACGAGUCUGUGGUGAUGCCUUUCAGCCUUUGCAAUGCUCCUGGCACCUUUCAGCACGCUAUGAAUCGGAUUUUCCAUGAUUACUUGGAUAAGUUUGUUAUCGUGUACCUCGAUGACAUACGUAUUUUUAGUAAGACUGUCGAGGAGCAUGUUGCACACUUGGACAAAGUCCUUAGUCUCCUGCGACAGCACAAGUUCAAGAUCAACGGUGAGAAGUGCGAGUUUGGCCGCACCUGUGUCUUGUACUUGGGUCAUGAGAUUUUCGCGGAAGGGUUGAAGCUCGAUGACGCGAAGGUGGCCAGCAUUCGUGACUGGCCGCGUCCUCAGUCUGUGACUGAGAUGAGAUCAUUAUUAGGGAUGACCGGCUACUAUCGCAACUUUGUGGAGAACUAUAGCAUAGUUGCCGCCCCUUUGACUGAUCUGACCCGCCUUGACACCCCAUGGGAGUGGACUGAGAGAUGCGAGGAUGCUUUCAGACAUCUGAAGCAUGCGUUGACGCAUUACGAAGUUUUGAAACUUACUGAUCCUGACAAGCCAUUUAUAGUGACUACGGAUGCUAGCCAAUAUGGCAUAGGCGCCGUACUUGCACAACAGGAGGGGAAAAAGUUGAGGCCAGUAGAGUACAUGUCCAAAAAGAUGCCCUCUCAGAAGUUGGCUAAAUGCGGUUUACAAGGCUCUGACCCAUUGGAGACACUACCUCCUUGGGAGCGUUGGAUCGAAGUCAUAGAGCAGUAUGACUUCGAGCCCCAGUACAUCAAGUGCAAGUACAACAAGGUUGCUGAUGCCUUGUCGCGUAGACCAGAUUUCUCUGGUGCGCUGAUCACUGGGCUUGCGGACAAUGUUACUCAGUCCAUGGUGGAAGCCUAUCGUGAGGAUCCGUUCAUGUCCGAGAUCAUCCGCAGACUCGAAGCGAAGGACAAAGUGACUUCUUCUGAGUUUGAGUUGGUCAACGGCUUGCUGUUCCUCGAGAAGGCUAGUGUAACGGGCGUGAGGCUGAGGGUGAGCCGAGCGAGAUGAGAGAGAGGGAGAGAGAGGGAGAGAGUGAGAGCACACACACACACUCACUCACUCGACACGACGGACUCGGACUGAGGGUCGGACGCAGACACAG